UUUGACAAUCAACUCAAUGUUUGUUUUAUUUCUUAUUAGCUGCAAUCAAAAAGUUAUGGACCCAGGACGUAGUGCUCAAGAAAGUCGACCCUCUCAAGAGCCCACAAUAUGGAUUAUGGGGGACAGCUACGUCCGGCGUGGGCGCGACAGAGCCGCGGAGACACUGGGGAUGAACCUGGGGCUGCCCGCUCAAAUUCAGUGGUUUGGCCAGGGAGGUCUUCGGUGGGACCGCUUGGUCCCCACAUUCAAGCAAGAACUAAGAAGAAGGUCCGCCCCGGCUGUCCUGCUCAUCUGUUGCGGCAGCAACGACUUGGGAAAGAUAAAGAGCGUGGAGCUGGUCGCAACGAUGAAGCGGGACCUGCUGGACCUCCACAGGCAGUUUCCAUGUAUGAAGAUCUUCAUAUCAGAGUUGUCUGAGCGACGCCUGUGGAGGGACGCCAAGCCUGGGCGGAUAAACCGAGCCAAAAACUUUAUUAAUCAUGUAAUGAGGGACUUCAUUGUUGGACUUGGGGGGUGCAUGAUUCGUCAUCCUACCAUAAAGUUUGACUGCCCUGGCCUAUUUAACCAGCACGCAGAGGACGGCACGGAACCGCUCAGCGAUGUCUUUACUGCUGUUGGCUGCUGCUGUUACCCGAACUCAGAGCUUCUGGGCUGA
This is a messenger RNA of Boleophthalmus pectinirostris (great blue-spotted mudskipper), 655 nucleotides long. RefSeq lists its product as uncharacterized. The transcript has 3 exons. Lineage: Eukaryota; Metazoa; Chordata; Actinopteri; Gobiiformes; Gobiidae. The record is from RefSeq and is a predicted model, not a curated record. The coding region runs from base 17 to 655 and encodes 212 amino acids.